GAGGUGUGAUACUGCUGCUGCACUAUAGCAUGCACACACAGCAGCCACAAAUACUGUUCAAGACAUGCUCAAUGGCUCAAUGCUAUGCAACUACUUUGAUUUUGUUUUGUAUAACGUUUGAAAACCAGUAGUUUUAAAUAGUUUUUUUUCUUCAAAUGCCUAAAGGAUUUUAAGGUGUAUUGUUACCUGGAAUGUAAGAAAAGUUAGUUGUAUAAACGUAUACCUCAUAAACAUACAUCUCGUGAAAAGGCCUUAGGGGCAUGUGAUAAGAUGAACAUGAAGGUGCUGUUGAUAUCAGCUCUACUUGGAUUUGCCUCUUACACCAGUGCGAAAACAGACACGAAUGUAUGUGUUUCUGCAAAUGCCAAAGCAUGUGGAGAAUGCAUUCAGAUCGGGCCCCAGUGUGUGUGGUGCACAGAUCCCGACUUCAAACAUUCACGAUGUGAUGAAAAGGAGUCUCUAGAAAAUGCUGGCUGUACUGCACUCAGCAUUGAAAACCCUCGAGGAACGAUCACAACUGACAAGAAUAAACCUGUUACCAACCGUAAAAUUAACCAAACAAAUAAACUGAGGCCUGAUGAGAUCACCCAGAUUCAGCCACAGAAACUCACCCUAAACCUCCGAUCAGGUGAAGCACAGAAGUUCACUCUUACUUUUAAGAGGGCUGAGGAUUAUCCCAUCGAUCUCUACUUUCUGAUGGACCUCAGCGACUCGAUGUUAAGUAAUCUUGAGAAUGUCAAAAAUCUCGGAUCCGAUCUUGCCAAAGAGAUGCAUAACAUCACAUCAGACCUACGGAUAGGGUUUGGCUCAUUCCUGGAGAAACUUGUCAUGCCAUUCAUUCUGAUGACUCCGAAGUAUCUGCAGAACCCAUGUUAUCCAGGUGACUGCACAGCACCUUUUAGCUACAAAAAUGUCUUGAGCCUGACCAAAAGUGGUGAAGAGUUCACAAAAAAGGUCAGCCAGCAGAAGACCUCAGGAAACCUGGACUCUCCGGAGGCAGGAUUUGAUGCAAUCAUGCAAGCUGCCGUCUGCAAGGAAGAGAUUGGCUGGAGGAAUGUGACUCGUCUCCUUGUGUUUUCCACCGAUGCAGGAUUCCACUUUGCUGGAGAUGGAAAACUGGGUGGCAUAGUUCGUCCAAAUGAUGGGAAAUGCCAUCUGGUGAAUAAUACGUACACCAUGAGCCACUACUUUGACUACCCCACAAUCUCUCAGCUGGCAGACACCCUCAGCGAUAACAACAUUCAGACCAUCUUUGCUGUGACAGAGCCUUUCCGGAGUGUUUACGAGGAACUGUCUGCUCUUAUCCCUAAAUCAUUAGUGGGGACACUGUCUACAAACUCUGCCAAUGUUAUCAAGAUCAUCAUUGAUUGUUAUAACUCACUGUCCUCUGAGGUCAUUCUGGAAAACAGCAAGCUGCCUGAAGGCGUGUCCAUCUCCUACACCUCUCACUGCAAGAAUGGGGUGAGCGAAAAAGGAGAAAACGGGCGAAAAUGCUCCAACAUUUCCAUUGGGGAUGAGGUGAAUUUUGAUGUAGAAAUCACAGCUAAAGGAUGUCCGUCUAAUGGGAAGUCAGAGAUGGUAAAGAUCAAACCGCAAGGAAUCAGUGAGGAGGUUGAGAUUGUGCUCAACUUCAUCUGUGAAUGUGUGUGUUACAAAGAUAGAAUCCCAAACUCUCCAGAAUGUUCCAAUGGUCAAGGAACCCUGGAAUGUGGAGUAUGCAGGUGUAAUGAAGGCCGACUGGGCAGAAUUUGCGAGUGCAGCAAAGAUGAGAUCCUCACCGAUGAUCUAGACGCAAACUGCCGCAUGGAUAACAGGACGGAUAUUUGCAGUAAUAAUGGAGAGUGUGUCUGUGGAACAUGUGAUUGUAAGAAAAGAGACAAACCAGAGGAGAGAUACAGCGGCAAGUUUUGCGAGUGUGACAACUUCAGCUGCGACCGCUCCAGCAACAAGCUCUGUGGAGGUCACGGUCGAUGUGAGUGCAAAAAAUGUAUCUGUGAUGCUAAAUACACAGGCAAUGCAUGUGACUGCUCUCUGGACACCUCAACCUGUCUGGCCAGAAACAAACAAAUCUGUAACGGUCGAGGCACCUGUGAGUGUGGCGCGUGUAAGUGUACUGACUCAAAGUUCCAGGGCCAAACCUGUGAAAUCUGCCCAACCUGCCCCAGUAUUUGCACUGAAGUCAAGGACUGUGUGGAAUGCAAAGCAUUUAAUACAGGUAACAAGAAAGAUAAAUGUAAUGAUGACUGCAGCUACUUUACUCCGAAGAAGGUGAAGAAGAAGGAAGAACUUCCUCAGCCAAACGACCAGCUCUACAUCAACGACUGCAAAGAGCGGGACGCUAACGACUGCUGGUUCUUCUUCACCUAUGCUACCAAUGACGGCACUGUUGAGGUUCAUGUAGCAGAGACUCAUGAGUGCCCUUCUGGCCCUAAUAUCAUCCCAAUUGUAGCGGGAGUGGUCGCAGGAAUUGUUCUGAUCGGUUUAGCUCUUCUGCUCAUCUGGAAGCUGCUCAUGAUUAUUCAUGACCGGAGAGAGUUUGCCAAAUUCGAGAAAGAAAAGAUGAAUGCCAGAUGGGACACGGGAGAGAAUCCCAUCUACAAGAGUGCUGUGACAACAGUGGUGAACCCCAAAUAUGAGGGUAAUUGAUGGAUCUCCAGGAUUAAAAAAUCAGACAGUCAGCAUUAACGUCAUCUGACUUAAAUUAAUGUCUUCUAAAGCAAAACUUCAACUUGCAUUAGCUCCAAUAUUUUUCUAUUUUUCUUAAAAUGUGUUCAGAAGAAGAAAGAAAGUCAUAUUCUGGGAUGGCAUGAAUGGUGAAUAAUGAGAGAAUUUUCAGUUUUGGGUGAACUGUCCCUUUAAGAUGAAGACAUUCAUAUCAGUAACCAUAUAAUAGCUGUUUUAUUCAACAUGGAGAGGGUCCACUCAGGGAGGCCCCCAUGUUAAGAUCACAUUACUGACCUGUCACAUGACCAGCCUGUAACCACCCUGUUAUUGGACACUUUCACUCAAGGACUGAAUUAAUUAUGGCUUACAGUGAAUAGUGAAUAUCUACACUGGUAUCUGUAACUGAAAACUGUUGAUUUUGAAUUAUGCUGGGGGUCAGAGUAAGUCCAAGAUGGCAUAAACAAAAACUUUCUCUCUCUCUCUCUCUCUCUCUCUCUUUUUUUUUUUUUUUUGAAAACUUACACCGGUUGUUCAUAUGACAAAAGUGUAGGCUUAGUUAAAAAAAAAAAUAACAUUAAAAAAACAUUUGUGACAGUAUUGAAGUUAUUUGGAAUAAAUGAAAAAAUAUUCAGGUUUAUAUGGCUUUGUUUUUUAUUAAAACAUCAUUUUUUUAUUAUUUUUUUAACUAUAUAUAUAGGCUAUAUGGCUGAAAGGGGGCUCCCCUGCUGCAAAAACAGAAUUCUGUAGGAAAAGCUGCUCUGGGGUGCAUUUUUGCCCCAAAUACCAUAUGGUUUGCUUGGAUGCACAGCCUUUCACAUUAACAAAAAAGAUAUAGGAUGCAUUUUAUUAUUUGUACCAGUAUUUUUCCCCCUCCUGGUAUGAGUCAACCAACCAGUUUAGAAAAGUGCCACUGAGUUUAUGAGCUAAUUUUCCAUUGUUUUGAGGUGUUUUGUUAUAUAUUUUCUAUUUUGAAUGCUUCUAUAUGUAAAUAUUAAACCUCUUUCAUUUCCUGUGCUCUGUCACUGAAACACCAUUACAUCAUAGAUGCCAUUAAAAUCCAUCAAAACGGUUGUAUUUUUUUCUAUACUUUCUUUAAAACCGAAUUAAACUUCAAUGUUGUGUUUU
Xyrauchen texanus (razorback sucker) is the source of this 3789-nucleotide messenger RNA. It is a transcript of the gene itgb1b.1, whose product is annotated as integrin, beta 1b.1. The record is from RefSeq and is a predicted model, not a curated record. NCBI's taxonomy places the organism in Eukaryota, Metazoa, Chordata, Actinopteri, Cypriniformes, Catostomidae. The transcript has 16 exons. The coding region runs from base 271 to 2646 and encodes 791 amino acids. Gene Ontology annotation, molecular function: fibronectin binding; C-X3-C chemokine binding; laminin binding. Gene Ontology annotation, biological process: cell-matrix adhesion; cell migration; cell adhesion mediated by integrin. Gene Ontology annotation, cellular component: focal adhesion; integrin complex; cell surface.